Messenger RNA from Daucus carota subsp. sativus, 1425 nucleotides. Its product is annotated as delta(12) fatty acid desaturase FAD2. The transcript has a single exon. Gene Ontology annotation, biological process: lipid metabolic process. Bases 126 to 1277 code for a protein of 383 amino acids. NCBI's taxonomy places the organism in Eukaryota, Viridiplantae, Streptophyta, Magnoliopsida, Apiales, Apiaceae. The record is from RefSeq and is a predicted model, not a curated record. Gene Ontology annotation, molecular function: oxidoreductase activity, acting on paired donors, with oxidation of a pair of donors resulting in the reduction of molecular oxygen to two molecules of water.
AUGCCACACUUCUCAUAUAAAUAUCCAAGCUGCUCUAAGUUCUAAACACAACACCAUCAUCUCAACUCAACACACAAACAAACAAAACAAACUUGAGUGUGUUGAAGAGUAGAAGAUUUUUCGCAAUGGGUGCAGGUGGGCGCAUGUCUGAGCCUUCGAGUACCAAGAAAACUCAGGCAGAAGCACUUCGACGCGCUCCUCAUGAGAAACCUCCUUUCACUAUAGGUGACCUUAAAAAGGCCAUUCCUGCCCAUUGCUUCGAAAAAUCAUUGAUCACUUCGUUUCGUUACCUCAUCCAAGACCUCAUCAUGGCCUAUGCGCUUUACUAUGUUGCCACCAACUAUAUCGAUCAGUACUUGCCCCAUCCUCUGAAUUACUUGGGCUGGGCAGCCUACAUUGCUGUCCAGGGCUGUGUACUGACCGGGGCUUGGGUCGUAGGCCAUGAAUGUGAUCACGACGCCUUCAGUGACUACGGCUGGGUUAAUGACCUUGUUGGCCUGAUUGUCCACUCUUCUCUCAUGGUCCCUUAUUUCUCCUGGAAAAUCAGCCACAGGCGCCACCACGCCAACACUCAAUCCCUUGAGAACGACGAGGUUUAUGUCCCGCGGUUCAAGUCCAACAUCAGGAACUACUACAAGAUUUUCAACAACCCCCCUGGCCGAGUCCUCGUCUGGGCCACCACACUCCUCAUAGGCUUCCCUUUAUACUUAAUGUUCAACGUCUCGGGCCACAAGUACGAGAGGUGGACUUCACACUACGAUCCCCACAGCCCUCUCUACACAGAACGCGAACGCAAACAGAUCAUUGUUUCUGACGUCGCCAUUCUUGCUGUCAUCUAUGGCCUAUACCGUCUCGUACUACUCAAAGGAUUCGCCUGGGUGUUCUGUGUCUACGGAGGCCCAUUGCUCGUUGUCAACGGAUGGUUCACAUUGAUCACAAUCCUCAACCACACUCACCCUUCGGUUCCUUACUACGACUCAACUGAAUGGGAUUGGUUGAGGGGAGCUCUCUGCACCGUCGACAGGGACUAUGGAAUUCUGAACAAGGUGUUCCAUAACGUCUGCAAUGCUCAUGUCUGUCACCACAUUUUCUCCAUGAUCCCACAUUACCACGGGCUAGAAGCCACCGAGGCCAUGAAGCCGCUCCUUGGGGAUUACUACCAGUACGACGGGACACCGAUUCUAAAGGCCAUGUACCGCGAAAUGAAGGAAUGUAUAUACGUGGAGAAAGAUGAGGGCGAGACUAAAGGAGUCUACUGGUACCGAAAGGAUAUCUAGUUUAUUUGUUUUUUCCUAAAAAUUUCUGGUAAUUUCAGAUGGUUUCAAUGUUAAUGUUGUAAGUUCAGAAAAAGGAAUUGGAAAGCAUGACUCCUCUCCUUUUGUGAUGAAUAGAAUCAUAAAUUUCAGGCAUAUACAAUUUCAUUCA